UAUGGUCAUUUAAUAACGAAAGAAAUGCAAUCAUGGCGGAUGCUGCGGCUCGUCAAUUGCAAUACGAAUAUAAAGCGAAUUCUAAUCUUGUUUUACAAGCUGACGUCCGGUUGAUAGAGAGACGCAGCAGAGAUGAAGCCACCGGCGAAGUUAUGUCCCUCGUUGGGAAGUUGGAUGGUACACGUAUGGGCGAUAGAGCUCAACGUACCAAGCCAGGAAAGGCGGAAGAACGAAAAGUGAAACGUCAAAAACGAGACGAAGCGCAGUAUGACUUCACACGUAUGAAAGGUGCAACAUUACUGUCUGAAGGUGUUGAUGAAAUGGUUGGUAUUGUAUAUCGUCCAAAAACACAAGAGACACGUCAGACUUAUGAGGUAUUGCUCAGUUUCAUACAAGAAGCUCUGGGUGACCAGCCACGUGAUAUCCUUUGUGGGGCGGCUGAUGAAGUAUUGGCUGUGUUGAAAAAUGACCGUCUUAAAGAAAAAGAGAAGAAAAAAGAGACAGAACUCUUGUUGGGUUUGUUAGCAGAAGAGAGAUUUGCUCUGCUUGUAAAUCUAGGGAAAAAGAUUACAGACUUUGGCAGUGAUGAAAAAAGUACAGCGAACGAUGAGAAUAUUGAUGAAACAUAUGGGAUUAAUGUACAAUUUGAAGAAAGUAGUGAAGAGGACGACGAAGAUGUGUAUGGAGAAGUCCGAGAGAACGACGACGAAGGAGAUGAAGGUGAGGAGGCUAAUGAUGACAGAGCUAUUCAUGCGGAAAAUUUGGGUGGAACAGAAGAGAUGAAGAAAGAAAAACCACUACAUCCUCUAGACAUUGACGCAUACUGGUUGCAAAGAAGAUUAAGCAGGAUAUACGACGAUGCGAUGGUUUCACAAGCGAGAGCUGCCGAGGUGUUGGCAGUUUUAAAGGAUGCUGGCGAUGAUCGCGAUUGUGAAAACCAACUUGUGUUGCUGUUGGGCUAUGAUUGCUUUGACUUCAUUAAACAACUCAAGAAAUAUAGGCACACAGUUGCUUACUGUACGAUGCUGGCGUCGUCGCAGUCCGAAUCAGAAAGACAAAAGAUCCGUAACAAGAUGAACGACGACCCAAUGUUGGCGAAGAUCCUGCGUCAAUUAGAUACGGGUAAGGGCGAAGAUGACGUCGAUGAAACUAUGGAAGCAAGAUCGCAACGUAAGAGGAGAGAAGAGAACGAGGAUACGGGCGGACCUGGUGGUCAAGUUCAAGGCACGAGAAACUUGAUAGACUUGGAAGAUCUGAUCUUCGCGCAGGGGAGUCACUUCAUGGCGAACAAACGAUGUCAGCUGCCAGACGGGAGUUUCCGCAAACAGCGAAAAGGAUAUGAGGAAGUUCACGUACCCGCUCUGAAGCCGAAACCUUUCGCGGAGAAUGAAAAGCUGCAUCCGAUCGAUCAGUUGCCGAAAUACGUGCAACCAGCAUUCGAAGGUUUCAAAACGUUGAAUCGCAUACAGAGUCGUCUGUAUCAAACAGCUUUGGAGAGCGACGAGAACUUGUUACUGUGCGCGCCAACGGGAGCCGGCAAGACCAAUGUAGCUCUGCUGUGCAUGAUGCGAGAGAUCGGCAAGCACAUAAACGCCGACGGUACGAUCAAUGCCGACGAGUUCAAAGUGAUCUACGUUGCACCGAUGCGUUCGCUGGUGCAAGAGAUGGUCGGCAAUUUCCGGAAGCGUUUGUCGACCUACAAUCUCACUGUCUCCGAGUUAACAGGAGAUCACCAAUUAACGCGAGAGCAGAUCGCCGCUACCCAGGUGAUAGUGUGCACUCCGGAAAAGUGGGAUAUCAUAACCAGAAAAGGCGGUGAGAAAACCUUUACAUCGUUAGUGCGGCUGAUCAUUAUCGACGAGAUUCACUUGCUCCACGACGAAAGAGGGCCUGUUCUCGAAGCAUUGGUCGCGAGAACGAUUCGCAACAUCGAGACCACGCAAGAAGACGUGCGACUCGUCGGCCUGUCGGCCACGUUGCCCAAUUAUCAGGAUGUCGCGGCGUUCUUGCGUAUUAAACCGGAAACCGGAUUGUUCUACUUCGACAAUAGUUUCCGACCGGUGGCAUUAGAGCAACAGUACAUCGGUGUUACCGAGAAGAAGGCGCUCAAACGUUUCCAGGUGAUGAACGAAAUCGUCUACGAAAAAACUAUGGAGCACGCGGGUCGUAAUCAGGUUCUGAUAUUCGUGCAUUCACGUAAAGAGACCGGCAAAACGGCGCGCGCCAUUAGAGACAUGUGUUUGGAGAAGGACACGUUGGGUCAGUUUCUUCGGGAGGGUUCCGCGUCGAUGGAAGUGUUGCGAACAGAAGCGGAGCAAGUGAAGAAUCAAGAGCUUAAGGACCUGUUGCCGUACGGCUUCGCGAUUCAUCACGCUGGCAUGACUCGCGUCGAUCGUACUUUAGUGGAGGAUCUCUUCGCCGACAGGCAUAUACAGGUGCUUGUAUCUACGGCAACCUUGGCCUGGGGUGUUAACCUGCCGGCACACACGGUCAUCAUCAAAGGCACGCAAGUGUACAACCCGGAGAAAGGCAGAUGGGUGGAGCUGGGCGCGUUAGACGUGCUGCAGAUGUUGGGUCGUGCGGGUCGACCGCAGUACGACACGAAGGGUGAAGGUAUCCUUAUCACCAAUCACAGCGAGCUGCAGUAUUACUUAUCAUUGUUGAAUCAGCAACUACCGAUCGAAUCUCAGCUGAUCAGCAAGAUGUCCGACAUGCUGAACGCGGAGGUGGUGUUGGGUACGAUUCAGAACAUCCGGGAUGCGGUUACUUGGAUCGGCUACACUUACCUCUACAUCCGGAUGCUGCGUUGCCCGAAUUUGUACGGGAUCAGUCACGACAAGCUGAAGCAGGAUUCGUUGUUGGAGCUACACCGGGCUGACCUCAUUCAUUCAGCGGCCGUCGGGUUGGAUCGCAGCGGCCUGAUCAAGUAUGACCGCAAAUCCGGCAAUUUCCAAGCGACCGAAUUAGGCAGAAUAGCGUCUCACUAUUACUGCACACAUGAGACCAUGGCGACAUACAAUCAGUUGCUAAAACGCACGUUGAGCGAGAUCGAGCUGUUCCGCGUGUUCUCGCUAUCCGGCGAGUUCAAGAACAUAAACGUGCGCGAGGAGGAGAAGCUGGAACUGCAGAAGCUGAUGGAACGGGUGCCGAUCCCAGUGAAGGAGAGUAUUGAAGAGCCGAGCGCGAAGGUAAACGUGCUCCUACAGGCGUACAUCUCGCAGUUGAAGCUCGAGGGCUUCGCUCUCAUGUCAGACAUGGUGUUCGUCACGCAGUCCGCUUCGCGUCUCAUGAGAGCCAUCUUCGAGAUAGUGCUGUUCCGUGGCUGGGCGCAGUUGGCCGAUAAGUGCCUGUCCCUGUGCAAGAUGAUCGAUCGACGAAUGUGGCAGUCGAUGUCGCCGUUGCGACAAUUUCGCAAGAUGCCGGAGGAGAUCGUGAAGAAGAUCGAGAAAAAGAAUUUCCCGUGGGAGCGACUGUACGAUCUCGGGCCUAACGAGAUCGGCGAGCUGAUACGUGUGCCGAAGCUCGGCAAGACCAUAUACAAAUACGUCCAUCAGUUUCCCAAGUUGGGUUUAUCCACACACAUACAACCGAUCACACGUUCUACCCUGCGUGUCGUCCUAACCAUUUCUCCGGACUUUCAAUGGGAUGAAAAGGUGCACGGCAUGUCGGAGGCGUUUUGGAUAUUGGUGGAAGACGUGGACUCGGAGGUGAUACUGCAUCACGAGUAUUUUCUGCUGAAAGCCAAGUAUGCGGUUGACGAGCAUGUAAUUAAAUUUUUCGUGCCGGUGUUCGAGCCAUUGCCGCCGCAAUACUUCCUGCGCGUCGUGUCCGACCGAUGGAUUGGCGCCGAAACACAGUUACCUGUGAGCUUCCGGCACCUGAUACUGCCGGAGAAGAAUCUACCGCCCACGGAGCUGCUGGAUCUGCAACCGUUGCCAAUCACAGCGCUGCGAAACGCCAAGUUUGAAAACAUCUACGCGGACCGCUUUCCUCAGUUCAACCCGAUUCAGACGCAGGUGUUCAACGCGGUCUACAACUCCGACGACAAUGUCUUCGUCGGCGCACCCACCGGCUCCGGCAAGACCACCAUCGCGGAGUUCGCGGUGCUGCGUUUAUUGACACAGAAUUCGGAUGGCAGGUGCGUCUACAUGGUCAGCAAAGAGGCCUUGGCGGAGCUGGUGUACGCCGACUGGGCGAUGAAAUUUAACCAACAGCUGGGACGCAAGGUCGUUCUUCUCACCGGUGAAACUGGCACGGAUCUGAAGCUGCUGGCCAAGGGACAGAUUAUUAUCACUACGGCAGACAAGUGGGACGUGCUGUCGCGUCGAUGGAAGCAACGAAAGAACGUGCAGAACAUUCAACUGUUCAUCGUUGACGAACUCCAACUGAUCGGCGGCGAGGAGGGUCCGGUACUCGAAGUGGCGUGCUCACGAGCGCGUUACAUCUCCUCGCAAUUGGAAAAGCCCACCCGGAUUAUAGCUCUGUCGGCUUCGCUGGCCGAUGCUAAGGACGCUGCGCAAUGGUUAGGCGCGCCAGCUGCGGCCACCUUCAACUUUCAUCCGUCUGUACGGCCGGUGCCGCUAGAGUUGCACGUGCAGGGUAUAAACGUGACGCACAACGCGUCACGAUUGGCCGCCAUGGCAAAGCCGGUAUACAAUGCGAUAUUGCGCCACGCGUCGCAUAAACCGGUGAUCGUGUUCGUACCCACUCGUCGGCAAGCGAGAUUAACGGCUAUCGACCUACUGACAUUUACAGCGGCGGAAGGUCAACCGUCGCGGUUCUUCCACGCGGAAGAAGCCGACAUAAAGCCGUUCCUCGAUCGUAUGGUCGACAAGACGUUGAAGGAGACCUUGUCACAAGGCGUCGCUUACCUUCACGAAGGUUUGUCGGCCGACGACCGUCGUCUAGUCGAGCAAUUGUUUGACAGUGGCGCCAUUCAAGUGGCAGUUGCCACAAGGGACCUUUGCUGGGGUCUGUCUAUUAGCUCACAUCUUGUUGUGGUGAUGGACACACAGUGCUACAAUGGCAAAACUCACGCUUAUGAGGACUACCCGAUCACGGACGUGUUGCAGAUGGUGGCGCGUGCCAAUCGCCCGCUGGAGGACGACGACGCCAAAUGCGUGCUCCUGUGUCAGAGUUCGAAGAAAGACUUCUUCAAGAAGUUCCUGAACGAACCGUUGCCGGUAGAGAGUCAUUUGGAUCGCAGACUGCACGACCACUUCAAUGCGGAGAUCGUGACCAAGACGAUCGAAAAUAAGCAAGACGCAGUUGACUAUCUCACAUGGACCUUCUUGUAUCGACGACUCACACAAAAUCCCAAUUAUUACGGCCUACAAGGCGUCACACAUCGUCACCUGUCGGACCACCUGUCCGAAUUGGUCGAGAGCACGUUAGCCGACUUGGAGCAAGCCAAGUGCGUUGCUGUGGAAGACGAGAUGGAUACAUUACCUCUCAAUCUCGGUAUGAUCGCCGCUUAUUACUACAUCAAUUACGCUACCAUCGAGCUGUUCAGUCUGUCACUGAACAAUAAGACGAAGAUCCGAGGCUUGUUGGAGAUUAUUUCUGCAGCAGCGGAAUACGAGAGCGUGCCAGUGCGACAAAGAGAAGAGAAUCUGCUGAGGAGUCUGGCGGCGCGACUGCCGCACGCACCGCAAGUUGCCAGGAUGGCUGAUCCUCAUGUAAAGGCACAGCUCCUGCUUCAAGCGCACCUGUCUAGAAUACAACUUGGUCCAGAGCUGCAGAAAGACACCGAAUUGGUGUUGGGUAAAGCUGUAAGGCUGAUUCAAGCGUGCGUGGACGUGUUAAGCUCCUCCGGAUGGUUGGCACCCGCCGUCGCUGCUAUGGAAUUGGCACAAAUGGUGACGCAAGCCAUGUGGUCCAAGGACUCAUAUCUGAAGCAACUUCCGCACUUUAACGCGGACACCAUCAAACGCUGCACCGACAAGGGUGUGGAGACCGUAUUCGACGUAAUGGAACUCGAAGAUGACGACCGUAAUCGGCUGCUGCAAUUAUCCGACGUACAAAUGGCGGACGUGGCCAAGUUUUGCAACCGUUAUCCUAACAUUGAGAUGUCAUACGAAGUACAGGAUAAGGAAAAGCUGCACAGCGGCGGAACCGUCAACGUAAUCGUGCAGUUGGAACGUGAAGACGAAGUCACCGGGCCGGUAGUCGCGCCCUUCUUCCCUCAAAAACGAGAGGAGGGUUGGUGGGUGGUAAUAGGCGAUCCAAAGAGCAAUUCUCUGUUAUCUAUCAAGCGAUUGACGUUGCAACAGAAAGCCAAGAUCAAGCUCGAUUUCGUCGCACCUGCACCCGGCCAACAUUCCUACACGUUGUACUUUAUGAGUGACGCUUAUCUUGGCUGCGAUCAGGAAUAUAAGUUCAGCAUCAACGUCGGCGAGUACGAAUCAGACGCUAGCUCCGGUUCUGAUUCUGAUUAAAUCUUAAUAUUUAAAGACUUGAUACGUCCUUCCUUUUUCCUCCUCUUGAAAGUUUUAUUAUUAUAAGAAAUUCUAAUAUCGGAAUAUACUCAUUCCUUCACAUUUCAUCAGAUUCAGCACAUCCUAUUUCUUGUGUUUGUGUUGUAUUAUUAAGAACAAUCGACAUUGGAGCACAGUCAUCAAGAUUGUAUGUAUCUUAAAAUUCGUUAAGCAGUAGUGAUUUUAUAGACAGCUGAAAUGUCACGGCAAUUAUUGUUAGAUAAUAAAAAAUAAAAUUUAUAUUUAAA
Messenger RNA from Harpegnathos saltator (Jerdon's jumping ant), 6724 nucleotides. It is a transcript of the gene l(3)72Ab, whose product is annotated as U5 small nuclear ribonucleoprotein l(3)72Ab. The record is from RefSeq and is a predicted model, not a curated record. Gene Ontology annotation, biological process: resolution of meiotic recombination intermediates. Gene Ontology annotation, molecular function: DNA helicase activity; ATP hydrolysis activity; nucleic acid binding. Bases 33 to 6437 code for a protein of 2134 amino acids. Gene Ontology annotation, cellular component: nucleus. Lineage: Eukaryota; Metazoa; Arthropoda; Insecta; Hymenoptera; Formicidae. The transcript is spliced from 6 exons.